AUGCGGACGGUAAAAGAAAAACUGGAGGCGCUGGAGGCGGAGGCGAAGGAAAUAAGCAGGGGCCGUAGCAAGCAGGCGCUCGCAGACAAAUCCACGGCCUUAAAUCAAUUGCGCUCGCGCCUGGCUACUACAGACCAGGCCGUCGCCUUUUGCCAAAGCCGGAUCAAGGAAUUGACAGUCCAACUCCAAGCGGCCGAGAAGGCUGCAGGCAAAGUUCAAACUGCUCAAGAUGCGCUCUCCGCGAGAGUCUCGACGAGGCAGAAGGAAAUGCAGGAGGUGAGAACAAGUAUGGAGGCCGUGGAGGACAAGAUCUUCGCUGCUUUCUGCAAGGCCCUAUCCUUGAAGAACAUCCGCGAGUACGAGGAGCGCGAGCUCAAGGCCAUGCGUGAGUGGGAAGAAAAGUUGGCUUCCCUGAGGGACCACAGGGACAAGCUCCGCGCUCAGCUCGAUUACGAAGAAGGGCGAGACUUCGAGGAACCUCUAAGGAAGGCCAUCGAAAAGGUCAAGGCGCUCAAGGCUGAAAUUAGGACUGGCGAGGAUAGUCUGGCGUCUUUGCACAAGAAGGAGGAGGGUCUCAAGGAAGCGAUGCAGGAAGCGGAGGCCACGUUGGCUGAAGCGAAGUCCCUGUACGAGGAAAAACAGAAACUUGUCCGGGGACUGACGAAGAAGCGCACCUCCUCUGUCGCUGCCCGGACGGAGAUCGCCAGUAAGAUCACGCACGAAGAAAGCGCCUUGGAGCGCAUUCGGGCCCGCAUACACGACAUCCUGCAGAAGGCGCGCGUGGACGAGGUUGACCUUCCCAUGCUUGAUAACACGGAGGAGGGAGAGGAUGGCGAGGAAGAUGGGGAGGAAAGCGAGGAGACUGAAAGCGAAGCAGGGAGCGGGAUCGACUUCUCCUCCCUUCCCAAAAAAGAGAAGGUCGCCAAGGCCCGUGACGAGCUCGAGACUACCCGCAAGCGCUACCAUGAUAGAAUCGCCGAUCUUCAAGGCGAGGUAGAAAAGAUGCAGCCGAACAUGCGGGCCCUGGAAAAAUAUGAGGAGAUGAGCCGCCGGGUGAAGGAGGCGGGCGACGAGUACGAGGCGGCCAAAAAGGCGGCUCAGGAGAGCAAUGCCCUCUAUUCCCACCUGCGACAAGACCGAUACGAAAAGUUCAUGGACUGCUUCGGGCACGUCUCGGAUGCCCUGACCAGUAUCUACAAGGACUUGACGAAAAGCAGCAAGCACCCGCUCGGAGGACAGGCCUACCUCUCACUAGACGACUCAGACGAGCCCUACCUCGGAGGCGUCGCUUACAACGCCAUGCCCCCCAUGAAGCGCUUCCGAGACAUGGAACAGCUUUCGGGCGGAGAAAAAACAGUCGCUGCCCUGGCCUUACUUUUCGCCAUCCACUCCUACAGACCAGCCCCCUUUUUCGUGCUGGACGAGGUGGAUGCCGCCCUCGACAACGUGAACGUCCGCAAAGUCUGCCAUUACAUCAAACAGCGAUCGGGAGAAUUCCAGUGCCUGGUGAUCUCCCUCAAGGACAUGUUCUACGAAAACGCCACUGCGCUCGUGGGCGUCUGCCGAGACAAGGCCUCCAAUGGCUCUCGCACGCUGACGCUGGAUCUGGACCAGUUCGAUGUGCAGCCGGAAGACGACGUUGAUGAACAAGGAAGGGGUUAUGGGCCUGAGGAGGUGGAAGGGAACUGAGAGGUAUAGACGCGGGGCACGCACGUGCCAACAAGUCGGUGAAUAUGAAAUCAA
Nannochloropsis gaditana CCMP526 is the source of this 1743-nucleotide messenger RNA. It is a transcript of the gene SMC1, whose product is annotated as regulator of chromosome condensation-like protein. The coding region runs from base 1 to 1689 and encodes 562 amino acids. Gene Ontology annotation, molecular function: DNA binding. The record is from RefSeq and is a predicted model, not a curated record. Gene Ontology annotation, cellular component: cohesin complex; nucleus. Gene Ontology annotation, biological process: sister chromatid cohesion. The transcript has 19 exons.